Molecule: messenger RNA, 495 nt
Organism: Clonostachys rhizophaga
Lineage: Eukaryota; Fungi; Ascomycota; Sordariomycetes; Hypocreales; Bionectriaceae
Source: the annotation of a GenBank genome assembly
AUGAUGCUCACGGCCGCUGCUGGGCAUAUUUGGUGCGGACAGCCAGACCUUGCCUCAUCCGACCAGCCUCCGUGCGGGGGAGAGGGCUGGGAUCCUCCUCUCGAUGCAAGGACCCAUGAGGUUGUGCCAGAUAUGGAGAUUGGCACCGACUUCCUUCGCCUCUCCCGAGAGAUUAUGCACCCCGACCCCAGCAAUCGACGGCGUAAACGCGUCUCCAGCGCUGGCCGUCUUCUGGCUUGCCCUCAUACCCCCGUAGGUGUUGUGGAUUAUCUCCAGUUUGCCUGCAGGACAGCAUGUUCAUCCAGAAUGCUCGGUGACUUCGGCGGGUUCGUGUCUGCCUCUCAUCCAUCCCCCCGGCAGGGUUUUCUAUAUGAGGUCGACGAUCCCCCUCCUUCUUGUCUCCCAGAUUCCCCUGAGCCUACACAGGAGAUCAAUUGGGUUUCAACGGUAGCGAUCCUUCUCCAGUUUCUGGGCUGGGAUUCCCUGUUCUAUUAG